Molecule: messenger RNA, 1877 nt
Organism: Aureococcus anophagefferens
Lineage: Eukaryota; Pelagophyceae; Pelagomonadales; Pelagomonadaceae
Exons: 1
Coding region: 1-1590 (529 amino acids)
Biological process (GO): vacuole fusion, non-autophagic; intracellular protein transport; endosomal transport
Cellular component (GO): lysosomal membrane; cytoplasm; HOPS complex
Molecular function (GO): actin binding
Source: RefSeq, a predicted model, not a curated record
AUGAUUCAUCGGAUAGGCUCAACACACUCUGCAGCUAUGCUCUAUGAUGCGAUGGAAGCAUUUGAAGAUGGUGAUGCAAAGGCCAAUGAAAACAUGCACUCUGUAAAUUCUGCAGAACAACUUAAUGUGGCUAUUGAAGUCAAUAUUUUGGCGGCAUUGGCAGAACUAGAGCCUACACAGCAGAAAAGGUAUUUACGUGCUGCUAUAUACGGGAAGGCUUUCUGUUCAAAUAGCGUGCAGGAUGGUUGCAUAGUUUCGGCUGUGCGAAAAAUGCGGGUUCUAAAUCACAUGCGUCGUGUAGACCCGGGAAUUUUUCUCACAGCACUUCAGUAUGAAUGGCUCGCUCCAUAUGCUUUAAUUGACCGCCUCCUAGCUCGAAAGCAGCACCAAGUGGCUCUAAGUAUGUGCCAGCUCUUAGGCAUUGCGCAAGACAAGGUUCUCAUCCACUGGGCGUGUGCCAGACUGCGAGAAUCAGUGGCUGCUCCAACAUUGGAUGAACAUCUUAGAGAUGAAAUAAAGGUGCACUUACCUACACGGGACUGUGCGCUUCCUUACGUGAGGAUAGCGGCUGCUGCCGACCUGAUUGGUCGCCGAAGACUGGCAAUCAUGUUGCUUCGACACGAAACAUGUGCGACCGAGCAAGUAAAAUUGCUUCUUAGUAUGAGGGAAUACGACUGUGCACUAAAUCAGGCGGUGAGCUCUAUGGAGGUUGAUGUCAUACAUCUUGCCUUGCUAAGUAUAGAACGAGCACUCUCGAGUGCUGGUGUUGCUGUAGACUCCUUUUACAGCUUGAUUGCUGUUCACAAGGAUGCAUCAAGCUUGUUACACGCUCUCUAUCGUGAAUAUUUACUCAGGGGUCAGCACAAGCACAAGCUACUUCAUAAUCUUUUUAUGAAUCCUAGCCUACCCAUUAAAUUUUCAGAGGCUGGAAAUUUAGCCAUAAAAAUAGGCUACCGGGAGGCAUCAAGGACCAUUCGGUUUGAAAGAAUGCGAGAAGCCAUUGCCCUCUACGCCCAGUCGCGAGACUCGCAGUUUCAGGCGAAACAAACUGAAGAGCACCUCGAUCUACUAGAAACGCAAAUUGAAUUCGAAGCCCGAUACGGUGUUGCAUGUUUCCUCGAUAUGUCUGUUACUGAGUCGAUAUACAACCUCAUUGCGCUGGGUGCGAGUCAAACUAGUCUUGGAACGACACUUCAGUCGGAUGCGCUCAGGAUACAGCGCCGCUUCAGAGUACCUGAUCGCCGCUUUUGUCAUAUUAAGGUCAAAGCACUCGCUGCAUCCGGGCAGUGGGCUCAGUUUCAUGCCUUUGCCGUAGAGAGACGACCUCUGAUAGGCUACAGGCCAUUCAUACUUGCUCUAGUCAAUUGCAAUCAACCCACAUCGAAGGUCUUGAAGUAUGUAGAUCGAGUCCAAUCGGUGGAUGAGCGGUUUAGUUUGCUUGUAGAGUUCAAACUGUGGCGGCCGGCAAUCGAGACAGCUAGUCGUCUAAAUGAUCUUGAGAAGUUCAUUCAGUUGCAGAGUUCAAGUUGCAACGACCCGCAGCUUAGGGCAGAAAUAAGCCAGCAGUUGAUCAGGCUGGGUGGAUUUUGAUGACACUUGAUGAAAACAACAGCUGAAGCUUCGCGCGCGGGGAGGGCGCAUGAGGAGGGAGGCCACGGAGCUCAAUUAGACGAAUACGCCGCACUGGACAGGGGUCCGGAGACUGGCGCGUCCCGCCAGGGGUGCGGAGAUGGCGCGCCCGGCCAGGGCCGCCAGGGAGGCCUCGCUGGGGGGCCUGCAAGGGAGGCCCCGAACGCGGGAAAUACGACACCUUCUAGUUUGGACCCCAUCCGCGCCCCCGGCGCCUGAAUAAAGCCCUAAUAAAGCCCCCAGCCGCC